GCAUGUAAAAAUAGGCUAUGCGCAGUACAAGCCGACUGCGAUGCCUCGGACUGCUGUGGCUCGUAUUGGCGCAGGAGCUCGACCAAGCGAAUGCGGUCGUGAGUCUGCCUAACCUCGAGUUCAACGCGGCGACGGGUCAGAACGCGUAUGCGAGCAGCUACUUCCAAUUCGACCUUAACCCGGUCCUCGACACCAAGUACAUUCCCAAUAAUGGCAUCGAUGGCCUCGUCGUGCAAACGAGCUGGUGGUCGAGCGGCCGAAUGAACGAGUCGGUGUUCUUCCAGGUCAAUUUCACGGCCGAGUCGCCCGUCAUUAGCAAAGUCAUCAUUCGCUGGCACGGCUACUUGGCCGCCAAAGCGUACACAAUCAGCACGUCGUAUUCGGGCUACAACCGCACGUUCCUCCUCUACAACGAGGUGGACAACGCGUCGACGGUCUGGGACCGUGUCGACGUCGUCCGGCCCGCGAGCAACUCGUCCGCGCGCUUCUACUAUCUGCGCGUCGACAUGGUCUCGCCGGCCAGCUGCGACCCCAACAACGUGCAUGGCUGCACCCGCCGGCUCGCCGACCAAGGCCCGAUCUACGGCAUCCGCGAACUCGAAGUCUGGUCGGCGUCGCAGCUUUCAGGUGCGGUCGUCGCCGCGCCGUCGUCGCUGCUGCUCGCUGGCAUGCUGCUAUCGUUGGCAGCCUCUAGUCUAGCAUUCUGAGUCGUCACGAUCCACGACCUUUCGACCUUGCAAGCGUAUCCUUCCAGCAUGGAAUCCU
Molecule: messenger RNA, 765 nt
Organism: Saprolegnia diclina VS20
Lineage: Eukaryota; Oomycota; Saprolegniomycetes; Saprolegniales; Saprolegniaceae
Exons: 3
Coding region: 18-707 (229 amino acids)
Source: RefSeq, a predicted model, not a curated record